AUGUCGGUCUCGUCGCCGGAUUCUCCAGCUCGCCAUGCACCGCUUCGCCCAAUCUCUGUGGAAUACAACUCUCUCCGGCCGUCCUCUGUGGCGGCUUCCCGGACGUCCGUACCUACCCAAUUGAUGAGCCCUAGCGAUUUAGUUGGCCCUUCGCCUGUCACGUCGGUCGGGACCGAGGCCACAGAAAUCGAAGAUGACAUGUCCGACGAAGUUCGGUCACAGUCCAAUGCGACGAACCCAGAGGCUCAUCCACAGCUACUGAUGUUGAGAACAAAUAUCCCGGACCAACUGCGACAGAAUGCAAGCGACGAAGCGGUAUCGGUCAUACAUGCUCCUGAGAGCUUCCAGAGUUGGAACGCCUCAGACACGACGUUGAAACAAUCACCAUCGAGUCAAAGGACAUCACCAAAAACAUCACCGAGACCAGACAACAUUACAGUGCCUCCAGCUCGUGAUCAUAAUUCCAAGGCCAAGUCUCCUGGCCUACCAACGCCGCCUCCCUUGACCACGGAUAUCAAACCUGUUCGCUACAGCGUAGAUAGUGCUACACCUAGGGCCCAGAAUCUGCAAGAUGUGCAAAGUCUGUUGAGCGAGUCCGCAAGGAUACGGUCCAGUAGCACAAGUAGCCUUGAAUUGAUACCCGAGACAAGGGAGCCUGAAACAGAUGUUGAGCCAGACCUGGAAAGUUACGACGAUGACCACUAUGUUACACCAGUUCGGGGAGAGGUACGAGAAGACGAGGAGAUCGUAUCCCUACAGACGGCACUACAAGAGUGCUGGACUCUGUGCAAUACCCUGGCCACCUUGAGCACACACCACCGAGAACGAGUUUUUAGCACUUCCGGAACCCCUGAUGGUCAUGAGAAAGCGUGGAAGUGCUGCUGGAAGUUGUGCCAGCGCCUCUAUGAUAGUCGAGAUGAAGCCGACGAGCCGUUGAACGUCAAGAUAAAUCUGGAUUUAUGCCGGGACUUCUGCCAGUCUCUGUUCGAUGUCCGCACCCGCCAGGAUGAGAUUGCCGACUCCGUUCUGCGUGUCAGCUUUGAACUUAAUAACCACUUAUAUAGCGCUCAAGACAACCGGAACCUACCUGAGGCUUUCCGAGAGAGGACUUUGGACUUCUACAUUACCUUGUGCCACCGGUUAAUGAAGCAACGUGGCGAGCUAGCAGAGGAGACAAGCUCACUGCUCCGCGCUUGUUGGUCGCUUGCGGAGAUGCUGUUCAGCAUCCGACAAAAUAAGCGAGACGGGAAGGCACCGGACGAAGAGCUGCUUGGUUCUGCUGUACAAGCCUGCUGGGAACUUUGCGACAUAUUCCGCGAGGGUUGGACUCAAAUACGCCCGGACAGGGGCACACCGCGUCCAAGUCAGACGAAUUUCUUCACAUAUAACAGGGAAGUGGACACGGACGGUCGAGCUAGCAGGCAAUCAAACCGAUCCAAGAAGAGAGAUUCGGCAGACAAACCCCGAAAGCCGCCACCAGUCCCAGAAACACCUGUGACUGAAUUCGAAGACACACCGAUCUCACCAGAUAGCGAGUCGCCACAAGUACCGAACAUCCUCGUGCUUGGGACGGACAGCAACAGAGGCGGACGUUGGUCAAGCAGCGCCUCCAAUCUGUCUGGAUACUCUCAGAGCAGCCAGAGAACUUCUAGUACGGCCACAACCGCGACGUCGGCAGAGGACCUGAACGUUACCCGCGUCAAGGCACUGAUUCUCAAAGCCGCAUUGAAUGUUGGCUACUCUCGGGACGGUGGCUCAGACGGCCACAGUAAUGCAGCCUCGCUGCAGGCAUUCGUCAAAUCCCUGCCUACGGGGUCUUUCGGCUCUCUGCCGACUCACGCCACGCUGCUCCAGAAUUACAAGAACCUUGUGGUAGCCGAUUCCUCAUUCCGACAGGCAUCGUCUCUGCCGUCGCGCGGCAAGCGGGUGCUAGCUACGGAUGUGGGGAAGAGCGUGAGCUGGAUGAUCUCGAGGUCGGGCCAGUAUGGCUUCCUGCGCGACCUGUUCAAACUUGUAUUCGGAUUUCAUCUGGAGGAGGCCGAGGCGCGGAAAAACGUCAGCAUUGCCGUCUAG
Anthostomella pinea is the source of this 2073-nucleotide messenger RNA. The record is from the annotation of a GenBank genome assembly. Lineage: Eukaryota; Fungi; Ascomycota; Sordariomycetes; Xylariales; Xylariaceae.